AUGAAUUUCUACCACCAUGCUGCCAGCAUUCUCGACAAGUUGAAUGAACGCAAGGGUACCAUCAAGGGCCUCGUCAUUGGCGAUCCCAAAGUACGGGACAAGAAGAAAAUGUAUGCAUUGGUGUGCGAGACGUUAAAGUACAAGGCUAUCUUGAACGAGCUCAUUGAUACCACUGGGAUUUGUCAAAAGGAGAAAAAGCACCUAUCAUCUCGCUCCUUGACCCAAGUAUUGAUGCACGACAUGCUAUUUACCAAACGUGGUAUCCCACUCUCUAUCAACGUCCCGCAUAAAAAAGCCAUCCAAGGAUAUCAAACACGGCUCAAGGCUGAAUUGGCAAAGAUCAAGAUCAAACGAGGAGCCAAGUCCAACAGUGAUCUCAUCAAUGAAAAAGCAAAGAGUGCAGUGCUUAUUCCUCGCUAUGUGCGUGUCAAUACGCAUCGGAUGACCAUGGAUGAAUCCAUUGAAGCUUUCAAGAAGGAAGGAUAUACAUUCAUGCAAGAUGCACCAGAGGAUUUGGGAUCACUCGAGUUAAAGACGUUUUGCCGAGAUCACCAUUUGGAUGACCUUCUCGUUUUCACUCCCAAGACCGAUUUACAUAAUCACCCCCUCUAUGUAUCAGGCCACAUUAUUUUGCAGGAUAAGGCUUCUUGUUUCCCGGCUCAUGUUUGUCGACCACCAUUGAAUGUUCAUGCUAUCGAUGCUUGUGCUGCACCAGGCAACAAGACUUCGCAUCUUUCAGCACUGAUGAAGAAUACCGGUCGUAUUUGGGCAUUUGAUCUUGACGCACGAAGGCUCGAAUUAUUGAAGCGAUUGACAGGCAAAGCAGGUUGCUCAAAUAUCAAUCCAGUGCAUGGCUCAUUUCUCGAUGUCAAUCCCGAUGACCCAGAAUACAAGGAGGUUGAAUAUUUUCUCUUGGAUCCCUCAUGUUCAGGCUCAGGCAUUAUUAGCCGGUUAGACCAUUUAGUGGAUGAUGAAGAUCAAGAAGAGGCGGAAUCGGAUGGUGUAAAUGAACGGCUUGCCAAGUUGGCCGAGUUUCAAGUAUCAGUGAUACGUCAUGCUUUCAGAUUCCCCAAGGCCAAACGUGUGGUGUAUUCAACUUGUUCAAUCCAUCCACAAGAGAACGAACAUGUGGUACGAGCCAUCUUGGCAGAUAAUCCGGAUUUUGAGCUUGCAUCCCGAGACUCAGUAUUACCGACUUGGGCGCGUCGUGGCGUACCAAAGGAAUUCACUGACAGCAACAAUAAGGAUGUCGCUACGGUAUUGGCAGACUCUGUGGUACGUUCGGAUCCGUUACAUGAUAUGACCAAUGGUUUUUUCGUCGCUUGUUUUGUCCGCAAAGCGGCAUCUGAUAAGCCAGUCAAACGGAAGCUGCAAGAACAAGAGCAUGUUGAACCCGAGGUAGAAGAGCAAAAGGUGGAACAACAAGAGGUGGAACAACCACAACAACCACAACCAAAGCAACAACAACCAGCCGCUAGUAAUACAUCCAAUACCAACAAGAAGAAGAGAAAGAACAAAAAGAGGAAGACUGCAGUAACGGCUUGA
Molecule: messenger RNA, 1545 nt
Organism: Lichtheimia ornata
Lineage: Eukaryota; Fungi; Mucoromycota; Mucoromycetes; Mucorales; Lichtheimiaceae
Exons: 11
Coding region: 1-1545 (514 amino acids)
Biological process (GO): rRNA base methylation
Cellular component (GO): nucleolus
Molecular function (GO): methyltransferase activity
Source: RefSeq, a predicted model, not a curated record